This is a messenger RNA of Trichogramma pretiosum, 1261 nucleotides long. RefSeq names its product geminin (gene geminin). Bases 352 to 939 code for a protein of 195 amino acids. Lineage: Eukaryota; Metazoa; Arthropoda; Insecta; Hymenoptera; Trichogrammatidae. The transcript is spliced from 5 exons. Gene Ontology annotation, biological process: regulation of DNA replication. The record is from RefSeq and is a predicted model, not a curated record.
UCGUCUCCCGCGUUUUUGUGCCAGUAUAAUAACAUCACACGGAGUCGGAGAUGUUACACGUUAUGUUUAGCAUUUAAAUGUGCACACAUUAUAACGUACUUUUACAAGUUGGAGCACUAAUUCAUUUACUUCGUAUAUAAUUGAUAAAAUCACCAUAAUAGUGUAUUAUUUACAUUUAAUUGAAUAUGAGUUACUAGUUUGCUCGUGUUUGAUACGUACUCGACACCUCAUCAGACUUUGAAAGACUCAGUUUAUAAUUUCUUGUACUAUUCUGUAAUUGUCCGUUGAACAAGAACGUUUACGCAGUUGCUCAACUUUUUGUUUGACAAUUUUUGUCAUUUCAACGGUAUCAUGAAAACCGGAGGAUCUAUCAAAGUCUCUUCUAAUCAUUCAGCCGCUCCAGAGGAAAAGCUAAGGAAAACAUUGCAUCAGUUGCAACCCGCCGCAACUGACAAGGAAAAUUUAGUUGGUGCUGGGAGACGAUUGCGCUCAGCACUCAUGAGUAGAGACUCGAUUAAGAAUGAAAUGUCGGACAAAUUAAAAAUUGAUUUGAAAAAAUCAAUUGAUAAACCAAAAGCUGAUUCCUCAAAAAAAAGUAAUGACAAACUAAAGUCCAAAAAUCAAGCGAAAGAUUCGAAGAAAGAUGGUAGAAUAUUUAAAGAUAUUGGAAUUCAAGCUACCCCUACAAAUGAGCCUGAGAUAACAAGCAAAGAUCUCACUUCAGAAGAAGGACCUAGUGAAAAAUAUUGGGAGAUUGUAGCUGAACGAAGACGAGUUGCUCUUGAAGAGGCAUUGGAAGAAAAUCAUAUUCUAACUGAACAACUAAAAGUAUAUAAAGAUAUGUAUGCUGAAGCUAGCGCUUUGGUAGAAGUGUUGAAGGAAAUGAUUGGCGAGGAUGAUAAUAAUAUUGACAACUCUCUGGAUGAUAGUAGGCUAUGAUUUUGAAAGUAUAAUUUUUUUAUUUUAAAAAACUAUUAGAGUACAAAAUAAGAAUCUUUAAACUGUUUGUGUGUUGUGUUUUUAAUGAAAUUUUUCUAAUCAUGAAAAAUCUCUUAUCAAAUAAUUUUUCAUGUUCAUUUUAAUUUUAAUGUCAGAUAAUUUAAGAAUUAUAAUCUUAGUACUUAUUUUUUUAGCGAAAUCAGUAUAUACUUUUUGCGUUAAUAUUUAAUAAUUGAAUGACAGUUAAUGGUACGCCACUGUAAUUAAUAGUAUCGAUUUCACAAUGAUUUAUUUAAUCAUAAUAAACAUGUCAUUUAACGUA